Molecule: messenger RNA, 699 nt
Organism: Rhizoctonia solani
Lineage: Eukaryota; Fungi; Basidiomycota; Agaricomycetes; Cantharellales; Ceratobasidiaceae
Exons: 4
Coding region: 1-699 (232 amino acids)
Biological process (GO): mRNA cis splicing, via spliceosome
Cellular component (GO): cytosol; spliceosomal complex
Source: RefSeq, a predicted model, not a curated record
AUGCCUGCAGUGGUACCUUUGCCUCAACCGGGUCCUCCCAAAUUCAUCACUCUCGAGGAACAUAAGCAACUGACCGCCUCGACGCCUUCAUCGUUUGGAGACAUCCCGCCCAUACUACAGCGCAAAGAAGAGAACGUACAAAUCACGUUCGACCCGCCUGUUCCAGACUUUUCGAGCGAGGGAAAAGGGACUUUUGCACUCGCGUUUGUCUGGCCGUCCGGCACGGGGUUCACGAUCGAGUACCCUCGAAUUACCUUGCACGCCGUGUCAAGAGGAGAGUCUGGGCCAUCCGUAUACUGUCAACUGGACGAGAGCGCCGAAGGCCCUGGUGCGCCAGGCGGGGACGAGGAGCAGGUCGAUUCAGAAAUGAGGGAAAUGAAGAUUAUCCCGUCCAACCCGGAAAGCGUCGAGCCGAUUUUCGAAGCCCUCUCACAAUGUGCGGCCUUGCAUCCUGACCCGAACGACGGAGGCGAAGACGACGGAUGGGUUGACGAAGGCGAUGGCGGGUUUGACACGUUCGAUGGCACCAACGAAGAAGAGUUGAGUGAGGUUGGCAGGGCUGCCCUUGCACAUCUCGAGUCAAUCAUUGUCUUUCCGGAACAAACCGAGGACGAAGAGCCAGUGGAGGAGGCACUUGAGGAUGCGGACGAAACAAAGGACAAGAGUGGCGGGACACAACCUAAUACGACAACCAAGUAA